AUGAAAGCAGGAGACAUUUAUAUGAAUUCAUUUACUUCGGCAGCCUUUGUUUCAAAUCCUUCCAAUUAUACAAUUGAUAAUUUAACUUUAUCGUUAAUUAGUCCUCGAGAAAUUGUUCCAUUUUACAAUAUUUCAUCAUCGAAUUGUAGUUUAAAAACAAUAUUUCCAUUUACAACAUGUUCAAUCGAUUUCAAUAUUCAAUUUAAUCAAAGUGGUUCGGGAUAUCUAGUUUUUACAUUAUCAAACGAAAUUAUCACACCGGCAAUAUUAACUUUUCCUGUUCAUGUUAUUAUUGAUCGAGCUGAAUUCGAACUUAAUCCAUCAUCAUCAAACUUUAUUGUUUCACGAAAUUCUCAACAGACACUUGUGAUUACAAUUAACAAUACGGGAUCUUUCCGUCUCGGACCCUUAGUCAUUCUUUUACCCGAUCAAACAUAUAUAUAUUUGAUAACACCAAAUAUUUCUACAAUAGAAAAAUAUGGUAAUGCUAGUUUUACUCUAGCUAUUCAAAUAUCGGAUUCAGCUCCAUUGAGUAUAUUUACUUUACGAGGUAUUAUUCGUGAUAAUACUUAUUUGAUUACUCACUCAUUUACCAUACAAUUGACAAUUGUCGGUAGUAAUGAAACAUUAUUCGACUUAAAUAUUGUAUGCAAAGAUGAAUUUUCCUAUUUUGGUAAUAAUCUAUUGAAUCUAGCCAAUGUAACGAUUACUUUAGUUAAUUAUGAUCUAAAUGUUAAAUAUGUAUUUCAAAGUAAUGAGACAGGACAAGCAACUAUAUCACUUGUAGCAGGCACGUAUGAGAUCAGUGCUCAAGCUCGCAAUCAUUCAUCUUAUAGAAAUGCUGUUACAGUCGAUCGAAAUAUGGCAUCAAAUAAUGAAUUUCUUAUUUUUCUUCAACGCAUUCUCGUCUCGUAUACAUUUAAAGUGACACAAGUUUCUGUCGAUCAAACUUACAUUAUAACAUUGGACGCUCAAUUUGUGGCCUAUGUUCCUGCACCUGUACUCGUUGUUUCACCAACGACAAUCGAUCUUAACGAACUUGAGACUAAACAAGGUAUCACUCAACUUGAUUUUACUUUUACUAAUUAUGGUCUCAUUCGACUUAAUGAUUUACAAUUAUCUUUGCCGAUAUCUCAUCCAUUUCUGAGAUUUUCCGUUCAGCAAUUACCUAUUGGUAAUAUUGAAGCUAAUUCAUCGAUUAUUGUAUCACUUGCUAUCGAACAUUUAAAUGUAAGUCGAAGUAAUAGAACAACAGAAACUAUCUGUAGUUUGAUAAUACCAUUUUUUGGUUUUUAUAUUUGUGAUACAAAGCAUUUUGUUGGUGGAGUAAUUCUAUUUACAAAACUAGGCUGUGGUGUAGGAGAUUUCUGGGGAGAUGGAGGUUAUGGUGGUGGUCUUAUCGAAGGAACAAUAACUUAUUACCCUCCUAUCAAGUUGGUAGAAUUGUCUUGCGACAAUUGCAUCACCAGCAUUCUUAAUUGCAUAAUUUCAUGGACACCAUAUGCAUCAAUAACGAGAACCGCAAUUGAUAUCAGUGAGUAG
Messenger RNA from Rotaria sp. Silwood1, 1542 nucleotides. The record is from the annotation of a GenBank genome assembly. Lineage: Eukaryota; Metazoa; Rotifera; Eurotatoria; Philodinida; Philodinidae.